CAUCGCCAUCCACUCAUCUCAAUCAUGUAGCUACACAUCUGGACAUGUCUCUGCCAAAACACAUCACAUCUCCCUCCCUAUCCUCCUCUCCAUCCAGGCAAUCCAUCCGACGCUCCGACGCUCCGUCCCGCCCCCAAAGCAUCAUCGACCGACCUCCCACAGCCCAACAGACACAUCCUCUCGACCCAAACCUCGCCCACGGCGCUCCAACCGAUAAUCCCUCGCAAACGGAACCCCAGCCCUUCCAAGCCGACGGACACCAUGACUUCCCACCCCCAUCGCAGCAGCAACCCCCCUUCCAGCCGUUCUUCACUGUAAUCGAAGACGCCAACACCUCCGAAUACUACCACCCCACGGUGCACUACAUCUUCUCCGACGACGACACAGACAUCGUCACAGAGGCGACGCUGCGCUCGCUCGAAACCGACCAAGAUCCGCUCUCUAACGGCGGACCCAAGGGGAAAUCGAAACCAGCGCGUCCCGGCACCACCCGAGACGGACAAGAUGAGGUCGUCUACGACGAGGACGACGAAUUCGCCAGUCCCAGGAAGGACCCGCUCCUCCCGCCGCCUAUCCCAGGGGUGCGCGAUAACUACAUCAUUCUGGACAUGGAGACCGCGGCGUCCGAGGACCCGCAUCAUGCGGUGACCGCCUCUGCGUCGAAUCGCGACUCGUUGGGUCUUGCGUUCCAGACGCAGACGCAGACACAGACACAGACACAUACUGGAGUCCAAUCCCAGCAGCAUCAGCAGCAUACAAACCCCCCAACCCAAACCCAUCCUCAGACCCAACCACCCGACCGCAAAACCUCCCACCCCUCCCAAUUCACAGUAACAUCCGCACACAGCCUCACACCCGCGUGGCAAGUCCUGCACACGGACGUAAUCCCCGCCCCGACGUUCGAAAACCACACAUCCAACGAGCCUGUCAACGGGGGCCUGAUGCUCAAGAUCCAAGGAACGGCCGGUCUGCCGAUGACCGUGCUGGGCAAGGAGCGGGACAAGGAGCGAAGUAGCCAGCGGCUGGAGGACAUGAUGGAUCAGUUCUCGAAGCGGCUGGGGGAGCUGAGGCAGGUGAUUGAGGCCGGGGGGCAGGGGAAUUACGGGGUUGAGGAGGCGGAGGAACGGAAGGGUUCUGCUGCGUUGGGGACGGAGUUUGUGCCGGAUCAGGAGGCUCUCGGGGGGAACUUGGAUGGGGGUGCGCCGGGGAAUACUGAUGGGAUGGAGAAUGAAGGGCAGGGGUCGUGAAGCUGUCCUUACUUGGUUACUUGGCCAUUAUUCAGAUCAUCCAACUGGAGUACUGCAAUUGGUGCGGUAAUGAAACUAUUCAACAUGGAUAUGGAAGAAUAAACAAGCCAACA
Aspergillus steynii IBT 23096 is the source of this 1360-nucleotide messenger RNA. RefSeq lists its product as uncharacterized. The transcript has a single exon. Bases 45 to 1247 code for a protein of 400 amino acids. NCBI's taxonomy places the organism in Eukaryota, Fungi, Ascomycota, Eurotiomycetes, Eurotiales, Aspergillaceae. The record is from RefSeq and is a predicted model, not a curated record.